AUGGCAGCACUCGUGAAGGCGGUUAACGCCAAGAUCCGGUCAAACCCGUAUGUGAGCUACUUCUGCUCAACGCACUUCUGGGGCCCGGCGUCCAACUUCGGUAUCCCUGUGGCGGCGGUGAUGGACACCCAGAAGAGCCCUGACCUGAUCUCGGGCAAGAUGACAUUUGCGCUUGUGAUCUAUUCGGCGACAUUUAUGCGCUACGCGAUGGCAGUCCAGCCAGCGAACUACCUCCUCUUCGCCUGCCACUUUGUCAACGAGGGCGCGCAGCUGACACAAUUCUACCGGUAUUUGAACUACAACAACUGGGACGUCACCGGCAAGAGCGGCAACAAGAGCGUGCCGGGCGUGCUGGAGGCGGCCCAAGCCAAGGUCGCGGAUGCCGUGAAGAAGUAA
Grosmannia clavigera kw1407 is the source of this 396-nucleotide messenger RNA. Its product is annotated as upf0041 domain containing protein. The record is from RefSeq and is a predicted model, not a curated record. The transcript has 3 exons. NCBI's taxonomy places the organism in Eukaryota, Fungi, Ascomycota, Sordariomycetes, Ophiostomatales, Ophiostomataceae. Bases 1 to 396 code for a protein of 131 amino acids. Gene Ontology annotation, biological process: pyruvate import into mitochondria. Gene Ontology annotation, cellular component: mitochondrial inner membrane.